Molecule: messenger RNA, 2016 nt
Organism: Xenia sp. Carnegie-2017
Lineage: Eukaryota; Metazoa; Cnidaria; Anthozoa; Malacalcyonacea; Xeniidae
Product: carbohydrate sulfotransferase 14-like
Exons: 4
Coding region: 514-1533 (339 amino acids)
Biological process (GO): carbohydrate biosynthetic process
Cellular component (GO): membrane
Molecular function (GO): sulfotransferase activity
Source: RefSeq, a predicted model, not a curated record
ACAAGAGCAUAAUCAAAAGCCAGCAAAUUCAAUUAAAAUUGACACGUAGUACACCAUUCGCUCAUCAUUAGAGCACAUUGGACAUUCAAUUAAACGCUUUGACUUAUCAAUAUAGCGCUGUAGAAUAUUCAUUAGCACGAAGGAACAAUCAAGCGCACUUUAGUCGACAAUCAAUAGCAUUUAUUUAUGCCGCAUAACAAUCGGGAAUAUUCAAGCAGGAAUAACGUACAUUCAAUAAAAUCAAAUGAAGGAUCAUUAAAUGAACUUAAACAUAAUUUGCAUGAAAGAGAAGUGCGAUGUUGCAGUUGCAACAGACUAUUUCUCUUGAGACAUGCAGGUAUCUUUUGUACAUAGUAUAUAUUUGAAUAUUCUACAACGCUGUGGAUGAAUCAAACUGUGUUAUUAAUUGUCCAACGAGCUCUAAUGAUGAGCAAAUGGUGUACUUGUUGAAUAUGCUGUUUGAAAUUGAAUUCCAAAUAACAAUAACAAAGAUAUUAUGACGAAGACACAGCAAUGGCAUCAGUCUUGGUAAUUUUGCACAAAACAUGUCUUUCACAAUUCUAUAAAAUUAUCUUCUUGGUUUUCUUGCUUUCAAUGGCGUACUGGCUUGGUAGACGAAGUUGCAACGUCGAUAACCAAGUCUAUUUUCAGGAAGUGCGUCGUUCAACGGAGUACAGCGAGAAAGAAAUACAACAUAAAACAGCAAAAUUCAACAGAGAAGCAAGGAAACAAGCCAUGGAAAGAUGUUGUCAACGUAGAGACUCCUCGCGUGCGCUCACGUUGAAAGAGGAGGUGAAUGUCUUUACGCAUGUCAUUGUGGACAGGAAGAAUAAACUACUCUACUGCUACAUUCCAAAGGUCGCUUCAUCUAAUAUGAAAAGACUUAUGUUGACGUUACAGAACUUUACAAACGACAGCAACCUCAUCAAACACUUCAACAAACAGGGCUUCGAGUAUCUUUCCGACGUGGAUCCAACAGAACGAGUUGCAAUGUUGAAAUCGUAUUUCAAGUUCAUGUUCGUCCGAAAUCCUCAGUUGCGUUUGGUCUCCGCUUUUAAGAACAAAUUUCUCAAACCAAACACGGCAUUUCAAUUGAUGUACGGUCAAAAUAUUGUGUUUCGCUACCGCCGGCCUAGCAUGCCCAGAAAUCUCAUCAAAGGUGACGAUGUCACAUUUCAAGAGUUCACGCGCUAUCUUGUAGACAAAAAUCAUGAUAUGCUUACGACAAAUGAGCAUUGGAUGCCCAUGUACAAUCUCUGUCAACCUUGUUACAUCAAGUACGACUUCAUCGGCUCUUUUGAAGAGCUGGCCCUCGAUACGAGCGCUUUAUUAAAACAGAUACGAGCACCAAAACAUGCAAGUUUCCCAAGGAAACAAAAAAGCUACGGUAAGGCCAUCACGAAUACGGAGUACGCAAAUUUUUAUAAAAACCUGACGUUAUCGGAGUUUCAAUCGUUACGUAAGAGAUAUACUGACGAUUUCACUUGUUUCAAUUACAAGUUCAUCAACAAUCAGGAAUUAAAGCCAAAAUAAUACAAGAACGCUUGAAUAGCGGACCAACGGCAUGCGGUGAUGGUCACUCUCGCAAGAACCUUGUUGGAAUUGACCUUUCCAUGUUUAAUGUUAAUUUAAAGGCGAAAUAUUUGAGAAACUGUAAUCGUCAAAAUCACUCAACUAGUUAAUGCAAUAAUAGUAGUAAUACUCGUGGGAUUAUUUACAUGUACAUCAAUGUACUUUCACCAAUGAUAUUGUAUCAGAUCAUGUGAACACCUCGUACACGUCUGCCGAGGCAAUUUCGGCAAUAUGAACUAAUAAACAGAUACAAGUUGUGAGUCACUCUUCAGUCGCCUUCGAUUAUGAUUCGUCGCCCUUAUUCCAGGUUCAAUGAUCAUCAAACCAUUAUUUUUAGUAAUAUCUAGCUUUUAAAGAAAUGUCAAAUUUUGCGUGAUAAAAACUGAUGCCAGUAUCAGAAACAAUUGUCAAAUGAAAAAUAUCAGACUGGAAAGCAGCAAAUCA